Molecule: messenger RNA, 2520 nt
Organism: Drosophila obscura
Lineage: Eukaryota; Metazoa; Arthropoda; Insecta; Diptera; Drosophilidae
Gene: CaMKII
Product: calcium/calmodulin-dependent protein kinase type II alpha chain
Exons: 16
Coding region: 405-2000 (531 amino acids)
Biological process (GO): protein phosphorylation
Cellular component (GO): cytoplasm; neuron projection
Molecular function (GO): calcium/calmodulin-dependent protein kinase activity; calmodulin binding; ATP binding
Source: RefSeq, a predicted model, not a curated record
AUUGAAUUCGAUUUUCAAGCAAACGGACGUUCUCAAAAUUUCUAUAUCUAUUAUUACGCGUCGUGUGUUCUCAGUGCGCUAUAUCCAUACAUACUUAUACAUAAAUAUACAUAUGUAUGUUCGCAUAUCGGAACUUUUAUUUUCCGUAUUGACAUUUAAACUUAUAUUAUAUUGUCAUAAUUAACAUUUUAUGAUUCCCCGAUUUUCUUAUAUAUGUAUUCGUAAUACAUUGUUUUAAGUGAAUCCAUCCUAAUACAUCAUAAAUUUAAUUUAUUAAGGAAAAAUUAACAACGUUGGAAGGGGAAAUAUAGGCGCGCUGCAAAAUCACAGAGAUCGAGCAAUUUUAUACAACGCUUUGCUGACAAUUUAUUGCCGAAAUAGAUUUUCUUAAGUGUGCCAUCGCGAUGGCUGCUCCAGCAGCCUGUACGCGUUUUUCGGACAAUUACGACAUCAAAGAAGAGCUAGGAAAAGGUGCCUUCUCAAUUGUAAAAAGAUGUGUCCAAAAAUCAACUGGAUUUGAAUUUGCUGCAAAGAUUAUAAAUACUAAAAAGUUGACAGCAAGAGAUUUUCAAAAACUAGAGCGUGAAGCUAGGAUCUGCCGAAAAUUGCACCAUCCAAACAUUGUGAGAUUGCAUGACAGUAUCCAGGAGGAGAACUAUCAUUAUCUUGUUUUUGAUCUUGUAACUGGUGGUGAACUUUUCGAAGACAUUGUUGCACGCGAAUUUUAUUCAGAGGCUGAUGCAUCACAUUGUAUUCAACAAAUAUUGGAAUCGGUCAAUCACUGUCACCAAAACGGUGUGGUGCAUCGAGAUCUGAAACCUGAGAAUUUACUAUUAGCUAGUAAGGCAAAGGGUGCAGCUGUGAAACUCGCUGACUUUGGUCUAGCCAUUGAAGUUCAAGGCGACCAUCAGGCCUGGUUUGGAUUUGCUGGCACACCAGGUUACCUAUCACCGGAGGUAUUAAAAAAGGAGCCGUACGGAAAAUCGGUAGAUAUAUGGGCAUGUGGAGUUAUUCUUUACAUACUUUUGGUGGGUUACCCACCAUUUUGGGAUGAAGACCAACAUAGAUUAUACUCACAGAUUAAAGCUGGAGCCUACGAUUAUCCAUCGCCAGAAUGGGAUACAGUAACACCAGAAGCAAAAAAUCUAAUCAAUCAAAUGCUAACUGUGAAUCCAAAUAAACGAAUAACUGCAUCCGAGGCUCUGAAGCACCCAUGGAUUUGUCAAAGGGAACGUGUGGCUUCUGUUGUGCAUCGUCAAGAAACCGUGGACUGUCUGAAGAAAUUUAAUGCGCGUCGCAAGCUUAAAGGAGCUAUACUUACGACAAUGUUGGCUACCAGAAAUUUUUCCAGCAGAAGCAUGAUCACCAAAAAGGGUGACGGAUCUCAAGUCAAGGAAUCAACUGAUUCGUCUAGCACCACCCUUGAAGACGACGAUAUAAAGGAAGAUAAAAAAGGAAUCGUUGAUCGCAGUACCACAGUCAUAUCUAAAGAGCCCGAAGAAAUAAGGAUAGUGUGUCCUGCUAAAACUUGUCAGCAAAUUUCUGGAAACUCACAGUGCUCCUCAGCAGCUAGACGACAAGAGAUAAUUAAGAUAACUGAACAGCUGAUUGAAGCAAUAAAUAGUGGUGACUUUGAUGGAUACACUAAAAUUUGUGACCCCCAUCUAACUGCCUUCGAGCCAGAAGCAUUAGGUAACCUAGUCGAAGGAAUUGAUUUCCACAAAUUUUACUUUGAAAAUGUUCUUGGUAAGAAUUGUAAAGCCAUCAACACAACCAUAUUAAAUCCCCAUGUACACUUAUUGGGUGAAGAGGCCGCUUGCAUCGCAUAUGUCAGGCUAACACAGUACAUUGAUAAACAAGGACAUGCUCAUACCCAUCAGUCAGAGGAGACGCGCGUCUGGCAUAAACGCGAUAACAAAUGGCAAAAUGUUCACUUUCACCGAAGCGCAUCAGGAAAGAUUAGUGGAGCCACUACAUUCGAUUUUAUAUCACAAAAAUAGGAUGCAUAUAACAAUGGAUUGCAUUCAUCACACCAAAGAUAUAAAGUCUAGUUGUGCAGUUCAAACAGUUGAAUGUGAAUGUGCUACAUUCAUUUGCAGUUGACACAAAAUACGUGUCUUACCUAUAAAAAAGUUUACUGUAAAUUUGAUUAUUUGUCUAAAUUAAAUUUAAUAUUUAUUUGAAAGUUUUUUAUGUUUAUAUUUUUAAUCUUAUAAAUAAAUUAAAAUCGAUAAAAAAAAGCAUGCAUGAAAAAUGAAAGUCAAAGUCAAGGCUCAUAAGUUCCACAGAAAGUAUGACAAUUUUAGUGAUUUAACAUAAAAAUCAGUUUCGAAACAUACGAAUGUAUAAUGAAAACUACUUUUCAUAGCCAACAUAUCUGUGGGAGGAAAAUGUGUAACUGGAGAACAUCAUGUUUGUGAAUCUUAAUGUGGGAAUGUGUUUCUAAAUUGGCCUGAUUUGCUGAUGCAAAGUCGUACUGACCAUCAUAGACUUUGUUAAAUAGAUUAAUAUGUAUCUUUG